Molecule: messenger RNA, 867 nt
Organism: Piliocolobus tephrosceles (Ugandan red Colobus)
Lineage: Eukaryota; Metazoa; Chordata; Mammalia; Primates; Cercopithecidae
Gene: EFNA2
Product: ephrin A2
Exons: 7
Coding region: 1-867 (288 amino acids)
Biological process (GO): osteoclast differentiation; axon guidance; bone remodeling
Cellular component (GO): plasma membrane
Molecular function (GO): ephrin receptor binding
Source: RefSeq, a predicted model, not a curated record
AUGUCUCUGCAGCUGGUGCUGACCCCAUGCCAUCUCCAGACCCGUGCAUACUGCUGGGUCAUGGGCCCUUCCCUGGAGGAUCCCCACAUCACCUCACGGAUACCUCUGGCAGUGAAUCCGGGGAGUCCCAGAGCUGUGCUCUUCCCUGGGGCCUUGUUCAUCCUGCAGGGGUCUGUGUCUGUGCGGAGUCCAGUUCUGGCCUGUCCCCCUGUCCCCCAUGAGUUUAGCCUUGGAGAGACCAUGUACCGCAGGUCCUUCUCCGCCCUGGCCUCAGCCGCCACCUCCAGGAAGUCCUCACUGAUUGCCCACCCCAACCUGUUCUUUAGGGGAAUCCUGCAGGGAGGGUUGGGGAAGCAACCGUCAAAGUUCCACGCAGGCGAGGGGGACGACGGCGGGGGCUACACGGUGGAGGUGAGCAUCAACGACUACCUGGACAUCUACUGCCCGCACUACGGGGCGCCGCUGCCACCGGCCGAGCGCAUGGAGCACUACGUGCUGUACAUGGUCAACGGCGAGGGCCACGCCUCCUGCGACCACCGCCAGCGCGGCUUCAAGCGCUGGGAGUGCAACCGGCCGGCCGCGCCCGGGGGGCCGCUCAAGUUCUCGGAGAAGUUCCAGCUCUUCACGCCCUUCUCCCUGGGCUUCGAGUUCCGGCCCGGCCACGAGUAUUACUACAUCUCGGCCACGCCUCCUAAUGCUGUGGACCGGCCCUGCCUACGACUGAAGGUGUAUGUGCGGCCCACCAAUGAGACCCUGUACGAGCCUCCUGAGCCGAUCUUCACCAGCAAUAACUCGUGCAGCCGCCUAGGCGGCUGCCGCCUCUUCCUCAGCACCAUGCCCCUGCUCUGGACCCUCCUGGGCUCCUAG